Messenger RNA from Symbiodinium natans, 432 nucleotides. The record is from the annotation of a GenBank genome assembly. Lineage: Eukaryota; Dinophyceae; Suessiales; Symbiodiniaceae.
AUGAUGGGCGGCAGCAUCGGCAGCAGUCGCGAUGAUGUGCCCGAGGAGCAGCCGAGUUUGCCAAUCCGCCGACAGUCUGUUUUCCUGUCAACAAGAGGCGAGGUUGGCUCCUCAGGCAAGCUUGGCCUGUCAACAAGAGGCGAGGUUGGCUCCUCAGGCAAGUUUGCCAGGAGAAAACAGAAACAGCCCUUCGAGCUACAGAGCAUGUGGCUAACGGAGACCGAGUUCGACAAGGAUGUAUGGACACCUGGUGAUGCAGGGCAGCUGCUGAAGCUCUAUCGGGACACGCCACACAGGAUCGCGAGGCUUUGCGCGGUCCUAAGCCCACUCAACAGCGCGGACAGGCACCGAAUGCAAAACCACGUGGCAAUGGCUAUAGGCUGGGCACCUCCCACUGCUGCGCCGAUCCACUUCGUAGCCUUAGCAAAUUAA